This is a messenger RNA of Nothobranchius furzeri (turquoise killifish), 3460 nucleotides long. It is a transcript of the gene peds1b, whose product is annotated as plasmanylethanolamine desaturase 1. NCBI's taxonomy places the organism in Eukaryota, Metazoa, Chordata, Actinopteri, Cyprinodontiformes, Nothobranchiidae. Gene Ontology annotation, molecular function: oxidoreductase activity. The record is from RefSeq and is a predicted model, not a curated record.
GAUUGGUUAAAAUUAUGGAACUGUUUGUGAGCUGAGAAUUUGGCGAUUCAGUUGGUUCCUGACAAGAAGGGUUGAAGGGGCCGGGCCCACAACGGAGAAAUGGCGAGUGAGGUUACCGAGAACGGGUGUGGAGUAGCAGCGGAGCCCACGCAGCCGCAGGAACCGGGCCGGGGCUCGGCUCGAUGGGGUCCCCAACACGCGGGUGCUCGAGAACUGGCCGGUUUGUACUCGCCAGGCAAAAGAUGUCAAGAAUGGAUCAGCGUCAUCCUUUGCUUCUCUCUCAUGGCCUUCAACUUCAUUCACCUUCUUGCCAAUUUCCAUCUGGGACAUUCGUGGUCCAUCCUGUUGGGCAUUGUGGCAGGAAUACUCACUGCUGACUUUGCAUCGGGCCUCGUUCACUGGGGGGCCGAUACGUGGGGAUCGGUGGAUCUACCCAUCUUUGGGAAGGCUUUCAUCCGUCCAUUCAGAGAGCAUCACAUAGACCCCACAGCCAUCACCCGGCACGACUUCAUCGAGACCAAUGGGGACAACUGCAUGCUGACCAUCGUCCCUCUGGCAACAAUGGCCUUCAACUUCCUCACCCUCUCCCCUGCUGAGGUUUACCAUAUCUACCCCUGGUACUGCUACCUGUUUGCGCUGGCCAUCUUUGUAACCCUCACCAACCAGAUUCACAAGUGGUCGCACACGUACUUCGGCCUUCCUUUUUGGGUGGUCUUCCUGCAGGACUGCCACAUCAUCCUUCCUCGCAAGCACCACCGCAUCCAUCACGUCUCCCCCCAUGAGACGUACUUCUGUAUCACGACAGGCUGGCUGAACUAUCCUCUGGAGAAGCUGGGUUUCUGGAGAACUUUGGAGGAUCUGAUCCAAAGCGUGACGGGGGAGAAGCCCAGAGCAGACGACAUGAAAUGGGCUCAGAAAUUGAAGUAACUCUGCAGGCUAACUGCAUCCUACCUCAGACAUCUCUGGCUCUGCCCAGGCUUCUUGUCUUGCCUCACUUAAACUGUAACCCACAGGAUGAAACUAACGCUUCCUGAUGCCAUAGCUUUAAGUCUUGCACACUUUUUGAUUUCAUGUUUUUCAUAUAGGAGGGCUUUGUUAUAGAGUUCUUCAUGGCUCUAAUGGUGACAAGUGUUCUAAAUUUAAUCUGAUCCUUUCUUUUUCUAAAACGACUCAUUGCCUUGACGGAUUUAGCUAAUAAGGAAUUAGUCGAAUGACUCAAAGAAGAUGAAAUGAAUCUACUCAUCUCCAAAACUUCCAACAAAUGUGGGAAAAAGCACUUGGAAGAAUAUACGCUCACAUUUUUUCCGCCUCUAGAAAAGUACAGCUCACAGCUAUAGGAGCUAUUCACAUUUCAGUUGAUUCUGUUUUUUGGAUCUCCGUCUUCUGGAGGGUGGAACUAAGAUCAUGUUGUUGGACUUGGGAUUAGUCUGGAUGCUUUAUCAAUGUUGAUUGCUUAGGAUCAAAUUGAUCAAUUACUGUUACAUUUGUUGACUACUUGCACGUUUGAGUUGCGCUCUGCACAAUUUAGAUGAUAAAUGAAAAGAUGGGUAAAAAUGAACAAUUUACCAUUGUUUUUUCAAAAAGACGGUCACGUGUAUUGCUUUCAUGGUAGAUCUGUCAGUCUGAGAUGUGAAAAGAAUCAAUGAGGUCAUAAAUCAAGAGGAAAAAGUCUCAAGAAACUGGAUUUAAACUUGUUAAGUGUAGCAUCGAUGCUGCUUUUGGCGCUGAUGCAGGCCAUUAGAAAAUCAAGUAAAAUAUCGUCUAGCGGCUGCAUUGGUUUGGUGUGUCGUUGAUGAUCAGCACUAGUUUUUAUCUGGUAAACAUGCAAAUUUGCAGGGAGGAGGCGCACACACACUCUCAUUUCCCUCCAGUUAAGUGGCCUUACACACCACAGAUGCAGUACAUGUGUGUCUCUUGUUGUCUGUAGUUCUGUCUCUCUGGCUUUUUAUGUCUUACCUAAUCAGACCAGCUGUGUGUGACACAUCGUUGCUCCUUUUAAUUUUUUCAGGACUGUCUUGGUUUUGGGACAAUAAGAUUCCUGAUCAUGUACCUUCUAACCUACACGGUCAUGUUUGAAGGGCUUUAGUGAAAAAAGACUAUGUAGGAAUUGAUCCAUUAGAUUAAAUAAAUUGGUAAAGGUUUUUAUUUGAUACUUCAUUAAAUGCAGAGUCGGCAGCUAUGCAGACCAUCUGGUUAAAUUAAACACCUUUUUAAAGAUUAAUUUACAGAUAUUUUCUGAAGAAAGCUGCUUGGUUAAACUGCAUGUUGGACUCAAUUUUACAUUUUAUGAUGUCACGAGAAAGCGUGCAUGCAUGCGAUAGGUCGGCUUGCUGUGCAGACAUCUUUCUGUUCAGUCGGUUGUUCGGAUAAUGAGUUAUUGUUAAGAGUUUUGUGUAAUAUUCCAAGUUUUGACUCCUUCAUACUUGAUCAUGAACAACAAAUCUCCCAUAGGUCAACAGCAGCAGGGCACUGCAUGCUGCUGGUUGUAAGAGGCAGUUUUGAGAUGUAAUAGGAGCAGGUAGGUGGAGUGUGACAACACCGUGACCUGCAGAGGUUCCGCUCAUGUAGCUCUUCAGGAUCAGUAUUAGGAAAAGAUGUUUAGACUCAUUUAUGAAGCUUUGCUGACAGCUUUCUGAAUAGGAUAUUUGCCGUUUGCUCCGCUGGAUGUUUUGGCGCUCAGUUUAAUACCUUGGUGUGGUUUUUUUCUAAGAGUAAGACUAACUUAAGUAUGUUUUGUGCUUUUGUGAAUUGGUAGGAUGCUGAACUUUACACUUAAGUUUAUGGUAAAGACUGAGGUGAUGGUUUAAACGGUGAGCUCAAGGGGAACCCAAACCAUGACUAAGUGCUGUUUUUGGUUGUUCUUAUCAUUCUAACCCUGAUGAACUCCAGAGGAUCUCAGGAUUGUGUUUCAAGUAGUAGAAUAAAAAUAUUUGGCAUUAACAUACACUCCAUUAAGAAAAUUAAGACUAUUACUUAAUAUUUAUAAGUUGUUUAUUCACUUGAGUCGCAUUGUAGCUAUAAAUCAGAAGCAACCUUGCCUUUUGUUCUAAAAGUAAACAGUGAUUGGUGCUUUGACACCUUGAGGUCUCAUGGGUGGAUCUGAUGAUUUGUGUUGUUGUGUAACUAAAUAUUCUUCAGAAGUUUUGUUGGGCAUGUUUAUGAAGUCACUUGUGAUGAUUCUUAGGCUUUUAAUUGAAUUGCCUUACAAUUCUCCUGAUUUACACUAAAUAUUGCCACCAGGAUCCGGAAAACAUUUUAUUGGAUGACUCAUUCUUUCCCUUUUCACAUGACAUAUUUUCGAAGCAAGACCCACACGGAUGUGUUCAGUAGUUUAGGCUGCCAGUGGAGAUAAGUUUUGGAUAUCAGAAAAAUGCCUUGAUGCCUUCUGUUGUCUUCCGAUUGGAAGAUGUACAAUGUAAAUAAUAAAGUGUAUUUAUAAAUAAACUAACAAAUAACUUUG